Messenger RNA from Chenopodium quinoa (quinoa), 1148 nucleotides. RefSeq lists its product as uncharacterized. Gene Ontology annotation, biological process: retrograde vesicle-mediated transport, Golgi to endoplasmic reticulum. The record is from RefSeq and is a predicted model, not a curated record. Bases 155 to 853 code for a protein of 232 amino acids. Gene Ontology annotation, molecular function: SNAP receptor activity. Gene Ontology annotation, cellular component: SNARE complex; endoplasmic reticulum. NCBI's taxonomy places the organism in Eukaryota, Viridiplantae, Streptophyta, Magnoliopsida, Caryophyllales, Amaranthaceae. The transcript is spliced from 8 exons.
GGAUGAGUAUUAUAAUUCUUAUAUUUCUUCCUCCUAUGUCUUGUUCCCUUCUUUCCCGAGUCUCCUCCAUCAAAACGCACUCUUAAUCCUCCAUUAGAGUGUCUUCUGAGCUUUCUCUCCAGCAUUGAAACAGCUUUGAGGUGGGAAUCUUGGUAUGGGGAUUAGCAAAACUGAGAUAAAUCUGAGAAGGUUAAUUGCUGCUGCACCACAACAACAAAAUCAGGCAAAAUUGGCUCAUUAUGUUGCUACACUGCGCGAAUUGUUGGAACAGCUAACUGAAGAGACCACUCCAGAAGGCUUGCCCAGGGUCUCCAAAGCUAAAGUAAAUGAUUACUCUGAGAAGAUUGAAUCUAUUGCAGCCAAAUUAACUUCACCUAUGGAACUCUUUGAAGAGACUUCCACUGAGGCAAGCCCUCAAAUAGGUGAAGAACUUAAAGUUGCCUCCCCACCAGGACUUAGGAAGAGACCAGUGCCAUCCUCAUUUGUUGAAGACAAGUCACACGAUAAUGUUGGACCUGAUUCCUCACCACUUGUUAAAUUAGAUGCUGCUGCCCAUUCACAUAUAGACAAGCACAGAAAGCUUCAAGAAGACUUGACUGAUGAGAUGGUGGGAAUGGCACGACAACUGAAAGAGAGCAGUCUCUUAAUGAGUCAGUCAGUGCAAAAUGCUGAGAAGAUACUUGAUUCAACCGAGAAGGCAGUUGAGCAUAGCUUGGCAAGCACUAGUCACGCCAAUGUAAGGGCAAUGAGUGUUUUUUCACAGAGCUCAAAGACUUCAUGUUUAACGUGGCUUAUUAUGUUUAUUAUGCUAAUGGUUUUUAUGAUGGUGGUUUUCCUUAUUCGAAUUACUUGAGUUUUUUUACUCGAGCUGCUUAAAUUUAAAACUUAAGUUGUGUUGAUAAUUUUUUUUGGAUAAAAAAAAAAGGCGAUAAUGAUACAGUGUAAUACUUCUAAUCAACUAUCAGGUGACUGUUAAAUAGGUUUUUUUUUCUCUUUUUUUUUUUUUGUUUUUUGUUGGUACAUGUAAUGUAUUGUAAGAUCCUAUCUCAGGGAUUACCACUUCUGCUGAUAUGAUUGUUAGAAUUGAUUACUGACUUACUGUUAAUUGGUUUUAUUUUAUAAUUGAAUUGACAGGAGAAUUAUUGUAA